CAAGUGGAAGUAUUUUUCGCUCGUUAGUAGUAGAAGAAAAAGGUUGAUUGAUCAAGAUUUAAGAACGGCGUGUGGUUGUGUGGUGUAUUUGCAAUUAUUAUUUACAAUGGUUGAGAUGAGGAUUUGAUAAUACUCUUUUUGGAUACAUGACGAAUAUUAGAACGUGAUCAGUAGUUUUGUUCUUUUGAGUGACACGUCUCAGUGACUUCUUAAAAGAUGGCAACCACACUGGAGAUACUACAGGUUGCACAGGCUGGCAUGUCCGACAUGGCCAAGCUACAAGACCUUAAAGUGGAGAGCAUAUUAGAAAAUAUCCGGCAACGAUUUGAAGCAGAUCAGAUUUACACGUACAUUGGUUCCAUAUUGGCAGCUGUUAAUCCAUACAAGACCAUUCCAAGACUUUACGAUUUUGAAGUGAUGGAGGCUUACGAUAAGCGGCAUAUUGGUGAUUUGCCGCCUCACAUCUACGCAAUAGCAAAUGACACAUAUUAUUCCAUGUGGAAACAAACAGCUAAUCAAUGUGUUCUUAUCAGUGGUGAAAGUGGAGCUGGGAAGACAGAAAGUACCAAGUUUAUCCUGAAUUACCUAUCAAAGAUGAGUCAAGCGUCUGCUAAGGAGGCAGGCAAUGAUGUAUCAGUUGAGAAAUGUAUUCUCCAAAGCAGCCCUAUUCUAGAGGCUUUUGGAAAUGCCAAAACGGUUUACAACAACAAUUCAAGUCGAUUUGGAAAAUUCAUCCUACUUUCCUUCUCUAAAAGAGGUGUCAUUGAAGGCGGCAAAGUACAAGACUUCUUACUAGAAAAGAAUCGAGUUGUCGGUCAGAAUCCAGGAGAACGGAAUUACCACAUCUUCUAUGCAUUAAUGUUAGGAGCUCCAGAAGAAAUGAAACAAAAACUUGGCUUAGGCGCUCCAGAAAGUUACAAGUACAUCAACCAGAGUGGAUGCAUAGCUGAUCCUAGUCUGAAUGACCACGAAAUAUUUACUAAUGUUAAUGAAGCUCUGAGAGAUAUGAAACUGAAUGAAGAGCAGGUUUCAGACGUGUAUGAUGUACUAGCAGCCAUCUUGCAUAUUGGAAAUCUAGAUUUUAUCACAGCUGGCGGAGCACAAGUCGCAUCUAUGUCAGUGCUUAAGCAAGCUGCAGACUUGCUGAGUGUAGAUGAAUACCAAUUGGCUAAUGCUCUGACUGAGAAAACCCGUUUACUGCGAGGAGAGCUAAUUAGUACGCCACUUGAUGAACAUCAGGCCAGAGACUCGCGAGAUUCCCUCGCUAUGAAUCUGUAUGCCAGAUGUUUUAAUUGGAUAAUUGGUAGGAUCAACGUUAGAAUAAGGACCAAAUCAACAUUCCAUUCAGUUGGCGUUCUUGACAUCUUUGGAUUUGAGAAUUUUGAGGUAAAUCGUUUUGAACAAUUCAACAUCAACUUUGCAAAUGAGAAACUGCAGGAAUAUUUCAACAAACACAUUUUCUCACUGGAGCAACAUGAGUACAAUGCUGAGGGACUUGAUUGGGUCGACAUUGAUUGGCAAGAUAAUGGAGAAUGUUUAGAUCUUAUUGUUAGGAAACUAGGUUUGUUAUCGUUGAUUGACGAAGAAAGUCGUUUUCCUAAAGGAACUGAUGUAACCAUGUUGGACAAGCUUCAUAGCAACCAUGCCAAAAAUUCCUUCUACAUCAAGCCCCGAGUGACUGAUUCUAGGUUUGGGAUCAAACAUUAUGCAGGUGAUGUUUUCUAUGAGACAACAGGCUUCCUAGAGAAAAACCGUGACACUUUCAGAGACGAAAUGCUCACAGCAAUAAAAGAAAGCAGAUCUGACUUCAUUUAUGAUUUAUUUGAGGAUAUACAGGAAUCAUCCCAACCACGAGUAAAUAAAAACAUGAGAAAGAAACCAACGGUUAGCUCUCAAUUCCAAGAAUCACUUCAUUCAUUGAUGUCUACACUUAGUGCUUGCAACCCUUAUUUUGUUCGUUGUAUUAAACCAAACUCAUCAAAGGCUCCAAAUUUGUUUGAGAAAACCUUAACUCUAAACCAACUUCGGUACUCUGGAAUGCUGGAGACAGUGAAAAUCAGGAGGGCUGGCUUCCCUGUUAGAAGACUCUUUGAUGACUUUGUCAAUAGGUAUAGUCCAUUGAUAGGCAGAGAAUUAUCUUCAUCACACUCCCAGCAUAAGUGUAUUGCUCUGCUUACUAAGUAUGAUGAGAACAAUCAGAAAUGGCAAGUUGGCAAGACUAAGGUAUUCCUGAAGGAGGACCUGGAGAUAAAGUUGGAGAGAGACCGUGCUGAGAAGGUCGAGAAGUUUGUCACUAAAAUAAAGGCUUGCUACAAAGGCUACAGGGCUAGGAAAGCAUACAAGAUCACUAUUGCUAAGAUUGUCUUUGUGCAAAAGUACUGGAGGAUGCACAGACAACGACGUCGAUUCCUUAACCUUAAAGAUGCCACCAUUACGCUACAAAGGUAUGAAAGAGGUCGCAAAGCUCGCCAACUCUUCCAGGUAAUGAUGGAGGAACGCAGACUGGAAGAGGAGAGAAAACGUGAAGAAGAAAGAAAAAGAGCUGAGGAAGAGCAAAGGAUUCUACGGGAAUUGGAGAGAUUAAAGGCUGAAGCCAAGUUGAGAGAGUUAGAGGAGCUACAAGCUAAACUUGAGGAAGAAGCUCGCAUUAAAGCAGAAGAAGAAGAAGCUGAAAAGAAAAGAGCAGAAGAAGAACGCCAACGAGUUUUAGAGAAAGCAAAAGCAAUUGAAGCUGCUAAACGACUUGAAGAGGAAAAAGCAAGAAAAAAGGCUGAAGAUGAGAGACUGAAGCUAGAAGAAGAAUUAAGGAUUCGUCGAGAGGAAGAACAGCGUUUGCGAGAACAAGAAGAAGCUGCACGCCUUGCAGAAGAGAAACGUUUGGAAGAGGAAGUGCGUCGACGAGAGGAGGAAUUGGCAUACGCCAUGCAACAGGUUAUGAACCACUUUGAUGAUAGUAUUGCACAGCUGAACUCUCAUACUGACCUAAAUUUAGACAAUUAUUAUGGUGAAAUGUUUGAGGAAGCAGACCAGGAAUCGGAAUACCAAGAUGAAGAUCCAGAUGAUGACAGUGUUUCCCGGAAAUCAGAUGACCUGCAGUAUUGGGAAGGAUAUCUGAACAUGAAGUGUGGGGGAAUGGUUAAUACAUGGAAAAAGCGUUACUGUGUUUUACGGGAUGAGACAUUGAUGUGGUUCCGAGCAAAGCAGGAGGCACUCAAAUCAGGAUGGCUGCUUAAGAAAGGAGGUGGAACCAGCACGCUAUCAAGGCGAAAUUGGAGGAAAAGAUUCUUUGUAUUAAAAGGAAUUGAACUGGCUUACUAUGAAUCAGAUAGUGAUGGGGCACUCUGUAAAGGGAUCAUUAAUAUCAAACAGACAAAGGAUAUCGUUGAUAGUAGUUUUGGCAGAGAGAGUUCCUUAGACAUUAUCACUGAGAAGAGGACUUAUCACAUAGUUGCAGACAAUGCUGAUGAUUUGAGUGAAUGGUUCAGUAUUCUGAUGCGAGUGAAAAAUGCAAAUGAAUACGAACUGAAGCAGAUGCAAGAUGAGGAUGCAAACCCAAAGAACGCCAUUGGCACCCUCGACGUGGCGGUUAUCGACUCUGUUGUACCCGUAAAUCUUCCAACUAAACCGAAUGCAUUUGCAAUCAUCACAGCUGAGAGAGUGUUCAAUAUGUCGGCCGAAUCACCAGAGGAUAUGAAUGGGUGGUUGAAAGCCCUCACACAAUACCAUAAGGGUCAGAGGACAUACAGCAAGGAAGAAAUCCUCAUGAGUGGAUGGUUGACCAAAGAGAACACAGGAACAAUCUCCCGUCCUGGUAUCACGCGUAAGAAGCGCUACUUCAUUCUCACAAGCCAUUCCAUAGAUAUCUACAAGAGUGUGGACCUUCAGCAUAAACUUGGCGCAAUUGCCCUAAAUCGGUUAUGCUCCGUAACAGUACCAGACGACAAGAUGUUUAAAGAAAUUGAGUACCCCUCAGAGUUGGUGAUACCAAAUGGUAACAGACGAUCCCCUCCCUCAAGUAACCCUGACUCCAACCGUAGAAGCUCGUUUAGUUUUGGUCGCAAAAGCUCAAUAAGUGGACUGGUAACCUUAGGCCGUCCACGCUCCAACAGUAAAUCAUAUAAUAAAGAAUAUGACCUUCCUCUUCCUAACUCACCUGUUGCGUCUCCAACGAUGAGGAGGCGGAAACUAAGCUGGGGCAAAAAGAGUAAACUAAAAAUGGAUCUAAGACAAGCUAUGUUUCAGGGUGGUACUUGGAAGUUUACAAUUCAUAGUCGACGUUUCUCGUACAAUCUCUACACACCUUCAAAUGAGGAGGCGUGGAAAUGGACAUACGCAAUUCAAGAGGUUAUAGACAGCAAACCACCGUUGGAAACCCCAACUCAGAUUCUAAUCAAGGAAUUGAGGGAAGCAAGUUUGAAUGGUUACAAUGAUUCAAUAGAUGAGAUAUACAAGUUGAACCCAAUUCUACGCAACGUUCCAUAUAUGCUCAAAUCACCACUUCUUCCACUGCCAUAUGGACAGAUCAUAAGUUCAAAUGUAGAUAAAGGAUAUACAACGUUACAAGAUGAAGCAGUCAAGAUAUUUAAUGUUUUACAAGGUUCCGAACAAUUAGCCGAUCCAAUGCCAGUUAUACAGGGUAUUCUGCAAACGUGCCAAGAUCUAAAGCCGCUGCAAGAUGAGAUAUACUGCCAACUAGUGAAACAGACAGCGUGGGUCAAAGACCCAGACAAUCUCAACAAUCUACGUAAUUGGCAGAUCCUGUGCUGCAUGAGUUGUACGUUCCUGCCAUCCAGAAGCAUCCUCCGAUACGUCCGUUUCCACAUCAAACGACAAGUUGAACUGUAUCCAAAGACUCAAAUGGCUGCGUAUGCCGGCUAUGGACUUGAAGCUCUGAAAAGGACAAGAACCAGAGAAUUUGUGCCUUCCAGAGAUGAGAUUAUUGCAAUAUUGGGUCGACGAGAUAUGAAUGCUACAGUGUUUUGCCAUGGUGGCGGUUCCUGCCAGAUAUCAAUCAACUCAUCAACUACAGCUGGACAGGUUAUUCAUACAUUGGUGAAAGGAAUGAAUUUAGAUUCUUGUCACAAUCGUUUUUCUCUUUAUGAGAAGAGCGGCCUUGUAGAGAAGGCAAUAGACGAUAGAUCAGUUGUUGCAGACAUUCUAGCAAAAUUCGAAAGCCAAAAAGCUCAAAAUGGUGAGAAAGAUGGAAUGAACGAGUCAAGAUUCAGAGCUCGGGGUCUGAGUGACCGAGGUAAGCCAUGGCAACUUUUCUUCAAGCUCUUCUGCUUCCUGGAUACUAAAAGUGUCAAACCAGAUAGCAUUGAAUAUAGUUUCCUCUUUGAACAGGCUCAUGAGGAGGUUAUCCGAGGGAAAUUCCCAGCCUCAGAAGAGCAGCUCAUCCACCUGGCAGCUCUCAGGAUGCAGUUUGACAAAGGAGACUAUCUCCAUGGUGACUGGAUAAAUGAUCUAACUGAGGUAUAUCCAGUGGACAGACUGAAGGUGAAGCCAAAGGAAGAUACUGAUUUUGGUUUUCAGCAAAGAGAACGAAAAGACACAUUUAUUCAUGGAACAUUGAGAGGUAUUGGUGAGAAGACGUUGAAAAGGUUACAGAAGUCUGCAUCAGACGACAAUAUUCUGGAGUCUGUCUACAAAGAUGAUGUGUCAGCAACUAUCACUGCCAUUAUAGAUAAAUGGAAAACACUCAAGGGCACAACUGCUGAGCGCGCUCAGAACAUCUACAUGGGAUUCAUGCGAUCCUGGAAACACUUUGGAUCAAGGUUGUUUGAGGUAGAAUGUCAUGACAGUCGACAAGCAUACCCCAAGAACCUGUGGUUGUCCGUCAAUAAAUCAAUGGUUGCUGUUCACAAGAUCAACGAUCCAAAUCCAAUUGAUGAAUUCCCAUAUGAGAAAAUUCUCUCAUUUGGUGCCCCAAUUCCCAAUGAAUAUAAGAUCAUAGUUGAAGGCAGAAGAUCAGAGUUGACCUUUGACACAACUGAGGUAUUUGAAAUUGCCAAACUCAUGAAAGCAUACAUCAAUGAAAUAGUUAAAAAGAGGAACAUGAUACCAGCCUAGCGAUAGUGAUUAUAACAGUGCAAAACCUCACCUAUUUAGAAGGUGCUGGAGAUGAUGUAGAUUAGGGAAUACAGUAUGAUGUAACCAUCGAAGACAAUGUCACCAGAAAGUAUUAUGUCACCCUGCAAGACAUAGAUGGUCUUCAAAUAAGGACAAUGAAACAACGGAAAAGAUAUAGAACAAUUUACACUGUUAUAGGAAUGUCUUUUAAUGAUAGGGAAAUACCUACCAGGCUAAAUAUCUAUUUAAAUUCUGUACCAAAAAUAUUUAUUAAGGAGCUUUUGAAUCUCGUCAUUGGUAAGGUCUAGGAUUUAAUGGCACUACUCUGGUCUGCAGGAUGUCAUGGAUGAGAAAAUUGAUCCCAGGUCAUGUCAUGGUUAUCUAAACUCUAAGCAAACCAACUGUGUCUAUUGAAACUCAUCCCAAAUACUAUGUACUUGUAUACUCUUUCCAUGAUUGGUAUGAUUCGAUUGUUAAUACAUUGCUGAGAAAAAAAAAAACUUAUCCAUUGAUCAAAUUGAUAGAUUAAUCAACAUUUAUAUAAAUUAUCAAAUUAUUAUUGGCCAGUGUUGAGGAUUUAAUAGAUUUAUGAAUAAUAUAUUUAGUAAUAUUAUACUAAAGAAUGGUACCAACUUGCUGAGUGGGCAGUUACCAAAGCAACUGUCUUGGCAUUGAAUUCCCAGUGUGAGCAAUACAUUUUACUCCGAAAUGAUGAAAAUGUUAAAUUCACCAGAAUGGAGGAUUAAUCCAUAGAGAAUUUCUCUACAAUGAAUUUAAUUGAUUUUGAUUUAUUAUACAUAGAUGAAUUUCCCCAAAGUUACUUAGGUUCUUCCUUGUGGUUGUAAGCAAUUAUGUACAGAAAGAAUAGUAGAAAUGAUUUAUUAGCUAGGACAUUACAAAAAAGGGUUGCCUUUUCAUGAUGUCACGGUGCCUUUGCAAAGAUAUAUAAUUAUAUGUAAAUUGCUAAUUACUUAGUUCAGUUAACAUGUUUAAUUAAACUCUAAUUGGAACAUUUUUUUUAUAUUUAUCACAUGAUUAGUAAAUUGCAAUUAACAUAAAAAAGUUUUAAUGAAUAAUUCCUACCAAAUAAUUGUAUUUCUUAUUGUUCUUAUAUGUUCCUUGUUUAGUCAAUUGUCCAAAGUUUUUACUAAACGAAUAUAAUGUUAUAUGUUUAAAGGUUGUAUCAUUGGUUUAAAAUCAGAGUUUUAUUUUUAUUAAUGUCUGAAUCUGAUGAAAUGAACCUCAUUUUCAUUUCAUAUUGCCAUUUCUAUGUAAAAUAUUUACUUCGCAUCAGCAGUAUUGUUGCAAACCAAGUUAGUUAUGAGCAUGCUAUGCCAAUAGCAAAUGAAUUUUUACAAAUUAUAAAUGAAAAAUAUAAAGUACCUAUCCCUGUAAAUGUUGUGAAGUACAGUAUAUAUAGUAAAAAGUUCAGGUAAUGUGUUAACUAAUUGAAGUCAAGGUAAAUGGCAAAGGAUAUAGCAUAUGGUUUAAAUGUUGAUGUGAUUGAAUUAGGAAGGUUUACUACUAGUAGGUUUGCCAGUAGGGUUAGUGGAAAAUAAUUACAAGCUUUAUCCUUAUUUGAACAUAUACACAACAAACAUUUGGGGAUCCAAAUUUGACGAAAUAAGUGAUAGCAGCUAAAACUAAGUGAUCAUAUUGCAAUUCAUGGUUGGUUCAGUGGGGAAGGGGAAGAUCUAGGACGUAAUGUUUGACUAGUGUGUAUUUACCCCAGGUCUAAUCAGGCAUUCAAGUACCAAUAUCCGACGGCCUUGUUUUGGUGUAUAGCACGGAGAGAAUACAUAUGAUGCAUAAUAUAAAUACUGUAUCAAAUUAUUAUUAUUUGAAAUCAAUUAAGGAAAAGUUUUACAUUAUUUUAUUUUUGAAUUUUUAGUUAUAUUUAUGGGGUCCAACCUAGUACAGUAACAAGAUUGUAAUUCUGUUCAAUAACAAAAUAGAUUUGUUUUCUAUACAUUUCUCAAUCUAAAUGCACGGGAAUUGCAUGAUACAUAAAGUGAAACUACUGUAGAUGCUUAAUAGUUGUUUUUGGUGUGUAAAUGUUGUACAUUAAUUUCUAUGAGUAAAUCUAAUACAGUUUAUAUCUGUAAUUUGAUAUUUGUUGGUACCAUAAUUUAUUGUUUACUUUUUCAUCCAAAUGUUCUUUUGGCCGACUGAAGGAUAAUAUUUUAUCCAGUGCCAGAUUGUGUAAUUGUUCAGUCCCUGUGCUAUUAUCAUUCUCAUUUGUUAAAAUUUGAUAUUAACAGACGAUUUUUAUGAAAUGGAAAUUUAAUUAUAAUGUUGAUGAAAAUUUCAGCUUGUUAGCGUACAUUCUUAUUUACUUGAUAGCGAUGUUUAUUUUUCUAUAAACUGUUUUGUUGCAUUGCAUUCAUUAUUUAUGUUUUUCACAAUGAUUUUCUUGGUUUUCAUUGUUGUGUCUUUAAACUGUUGAUUAACAGUUAAUUGGUAAAUUUAAAAUAGAGAUUAUUUGUAAAUAUUUGAUAUUUUUUGUAAAAAAAAAAGUAAACACAACAAAACUAACAUAGAUUAAGCUAUUUGACAUUGUAUACAACAGUAGAUGGAUUAGCAUAUCUCAAUAACAAUACUAAAAAUCUGCAAAAGUUUGCAAAAAUUUGAAGCCAACAAAAGUUGCGUAGGAGAAUCUAGAGGUUAAAUAAAUUUCCCAUAAUUUGAUGUAUAAAGAAUGAGUGAAUAUUGCAAGUGAAUAACUUUAUGCAGGAGCUGACUAAACUACCUCUGAUAAUAACCAUGUAUUGCUUCCUGUCCUCUAGUACUCAUUGACGCUGCCAAUCCGGUACACAGUCGUUGCAUUGCUUAUUCAUUAAUCUGGUUUAUAGAUGUAACAAACUGUCGCUAAUUUACGCGAAAACAUAUAUCUGAGUAAUAGUGAUUUCAGUUGGUUUUGGUCAGAAAACCCUAAAGGUAAUUUUUAUUUUUGGUGUUUGGAUGGCUUUCUUUUGAAAACACUUACACAUAAAAUGCCAUGGCAUAAAAUAGUUCAUUAAAAUUUCAUAAGUCAGUAUCCUAAUUCACUUUAGGCAAAACAUGUUUAAUAAGUAGUUACUAAAAGUGUAGCAUUAAAUGCUAUUCACAUACUGUUAACAGCCUUAAUACAUAAGCUAGCAAUUAGCUUAUUCUGCAUCAGUAGACUAACACACAAGUAGAUAAAAAGUUAUUUAAUCCAAACAAUGAUGAUUCAUUUAAAUCCCAUAUCAGAUGAUAUUUUUUUCAUUUUUAAACUAAAAAUACAUAAGCAUCAAUGUAGUAUAAUUAGUUUACUUAAAUUAUGUAAUGAAUAAACAAAAAUAGCACUAUCAGAAUGAGGUGAAUAAAAUGUUAUUAUUGAAGAUGUACAACAAAGGGGCGGGAUCCUCUAAAUAAAUUUUCAUAUUGUACUGUGCAUCUAUUUAUUAAUUUUAUUAGGUUUUGAAAACAGAAAAAAGAUGUUCCCACAGUGUGAAAAGCAACUUUUGUAUUUUUUGUUUCAUUUGUAGUGUUGAGUAUGUUCCUCUUUAUGUGUAUGUUGAUUUGACUGCAAACUCAUGCAUUGUGCAUUUUCAGUUUUGUAUACCAUGUGGACGUUUUCAAUUGAAUAAUAAAUACAAACAGCAUUGGAAUAUUU
Molecule: messenger RNA, 9706 nt
Organism: Anneissia japonica
Lineage: Eukaryota; Metazoa; Echinodermata; Crinoidea; Comatulida; Comatulidae
Product: unconventional myosin-X-like
Exons: 48
Coding region: 217-6069 (1950 amino acids)
Biological process (GO): signal transduction
Cellular component (GO): cytoskeleton; myosin complex
Molecular function (GO): cytoskeletal motor activity; ATP binding; protein binding
Source: RefSeq, a predicted model, not a curated record